Alternaria conjuncta is the source of this 972-nucleotide messenger RNA. RefSeq lists its product as uncharacterized. The coding region runs from base 1 to 972 and encodes 323 amino acids. The transcript is spliced from 2 exons. The record is from RefSeq and is a predicted model, not a curated record. NCBI's taxonomy places the organism in Eukaryota, Fungi, Ascomycota, Dothideomycetes, Pleosporales, Pleosporaceae.
AUGGUAGAUUGGCGAAAACAUUGGAACGCCAACCACGCCAUCCCCUUGCAUGUUCUCGAGGCGCUGCACCGCAAUCAUCCUUCAGCUCAAUUGAAAGUCACGAACCACAACCGCAAGGAUCUUGCUCUAGAUGAAGCUCUCCUGUCAUCACCUCAGCUCCACACACUCGAUAUUACAGUCCGGUGCUUCCAUCGGGGAGCAACACGUCUGCAGGACGAAAACAGCGAUCUCUCCAAGCUCAAGACAUUACUCAUGCGGGGCCGCAACCUCAAGGUCCUACGGUUGCGUCUCAGCAAACAGCAACACUUUACCAUGGCUGCGAGAAGUCAACGCAACAGCUACACGGCUAUGGCCGUUGGCGGAUCUCAUUUCCGAUUCCAGGAAACGGACACGUUCCCCACGCUCGAAGAGCUGGUCAUCUCCAGGGCUGAUGACCUUGCGCAUGCCUACGAGUUUAGCCCCAAGCACUGCAGCGAUUGGGCCUACGCCAUGGACUGGAGUGAGAUGCGCAUCUUGGACGUGGCAUCCACUAAUUCCGAACACCUGCUACGAGAGAUCGCUGGUCUAGUACCCAAGCUACACACGCUGAGUUUGAACCCGUCCUCUAUCGACUACGCUACUCUCCAAAGUUUCUUGGGAACUGUGCCACUGUUGUCAGAUCUGAAGCUGGUUGCUGGAAGCACGUCGAACAUGUAUGUUGGCAGCUUUGACAAAGCAGUCACGAGGGUUUGUGAAGCCAUUGGACCUCAACUCCGCUCUCUCCAGGUUGAAUCUAGAUCUGGUAUCGUCAUGCCGUGGCAGAAUCAGAGGAUUCUGGAGGUGCUGGAGUUAUGUCCGCAGCUUUGGUACUUCGAAAGUGUCAUCGAGGGGCUGAUUUCGACCGGUAAAUGGGAAGGAGAUGUUGUGGGCAAGUCAGCUUCGUACAAGCGUGCAUUAAUGUCAUCGACUGGCACUAGGAUAUCAGGUAUGUAA